Molecule: messenger RNA, 1656 nt
Organism: Aspergillus sclerotioniger CBS 115572
Lineage: Eukaryota; Fungi; Ascomycota; Eurotiomycetes; Eurotiales; Aspergillaceae
Product: splicing factor cactin
Exons: 5
Coding region: 1-1656 (551 amino acids)
Biological process (GO): mRNA cis splicing, via spliceosome
Cellular component (GO): spliceosomal complex; cytoplasm
Molecular function (GO): protein binding
Source: RefSeq, a predicted model, not a curated record
AUGUCAUCACGAAUUCCCGACCGGACGGGUUCGAAGCGAAGUCGGUCUCGGUCUCCAUCCUCGCGUCAUCCCCAGAAGGCCCCGCGCAGAUACGACGACACGGAUAGAUAUCAUGACAGAAGAGACGGAGAUGAACAGUCGCAUUACCGGCCCCGGAAUAUGAAAGACCAGCUCCGGCUCAACCAACUUCAGGAAGACGAGCAAGUACGUGAGUGGGUGGCUCAGGAGGACAUCUUUGUCCUCAAGCAAGCGAAGAAGAAGGCCGAAAUCCGGGUGAAGGAGGGUCGGGCAAAGCCCAUCGACUGGCUUACUGUCACAUUACGGGUUAUUGACCCGACAAGGAACCCCCUUGACGAUGAGAUCGCGGACUCGGAGCUCGACUUGGUGGACCCGGAUGGCGUGUUCGAGGGACUAUCCCAGACACAGCUCCUCGACUUAGAGAAGGACAUCGAUACGUUCUUGAGUCUUGAGAGAAAUUCGCAAAAUAGGGACUUUUGGAAGACCAUGAAAGUGAUUUGUCGAGAUCGUCAGAAACUCACUGCCCCCGAAGGCCGUGCUCUCAGCUCUGUCGCUACUGAUAUUAACCGGCUGUUGAGUCCUAAAACCUACGAGCAACUCCAGGCCCUUGAGAUUCAGGUUAGGAAUAAGUUGGACUCCAACGAGCCCAUCGAUACAGAUUAUUGGGAAGAGCUUCUGCGUAGCCUUACCGUCUGGAAGGCCCGUGCAAAGCUUAAGAAGGUCUACCAAGCUGUCAUAGAUGAGAGGGUUCGCGGACUGCGCCAACAGCAAUGCGACGAAGCUGCAUCUGUCCGGGCGAAGCUGGCCCCUUUGGCGCCAGACAUUCAAGCGAUCCCCGAUGAUGGAGAGUCGGCUGAUGGUGGCGAAUAUCGUGGACUCGACCCCGAUCCAUUGCUUCAAAUCCGACCAGAAGAUAAGGUCCUAGAGAUAGUGGACGAAACCGCAUUCCUUAAUCAAGUUGCUCGUGAGCGCCAGAAGAUCCUGAAGAUGGGGUUCGUUCCUCUCCGCCAGCGACAGGCUGAAAAGCCAUCGGUGGUUACCACAAAUCAAGCCACGAACGCCCCCAUUGCUACUGCAUCGACUCGCUUCUCCUUGAUUCCCAACGAAGACUUCUCGCAAGCAACUAAGGCGCUCUAUGAGCGAGAGUUGGCCAAGGGAGUGAAUGAAAACGAAGAGAUCUUCACCGGCGAGGAGUCCGUGAGCACGGGUUCCCAGCCACAGUGGGCGAGCAAAUACCGACCCCGCAAACCACGGUACUUUAACCGUGUCCAAAUGGGCUACGAGUGGAACAAAUACAACCAGACCCAUUAUGAUCACGAUAACCCGCCUCCCAAAGUUGUACAGGGUUACAAGUUCAACAUCUUUUAUCCCGACCUGAUUGACGAAGCGAAAGCGCCAACCUACCGCAUAGAACGAGAGCAUGGGCGGAAGCGUGGUCAAUCUUUCGCAGCAGCCGGUGAAGAGGAUACUUGCUUGAUUCGCUUCAUGGCUGGACCCCCCUACGAAGACAUCGCAUUUCGGAUUGUCGACAAGGAAUGGGACUACAGUGCAAAGAGAGAACGAGGCUUCAAGAGUACCUUUGACAAAGGAAUCCUGCAACUACACUUUCAGUUCAAGCGAAUUUACUACCGGAAGUAA